Astyanax mexicanus (Mexican tetra) is the source of this 7510-nucleotide messenger RNA. RefSeq lists its product as uncharacterized. NCBI's taxonomy places the organism in Eukaryota, Metazoa, Chordata, Actinopteri, Characiformes, Acestrorhamphidae. The coding region runs from base 361 to 6486 and encodes 2041 amino acids. Gene Ontology annotation, molecular function: GTP binding. The record is from RefSeq and is a predicted model, not a curated record. The transcript has 11 exons.
AAUCAGGGUCCGUACUUUGCAGACGGUCCCUUAACAGCUUCAGCGCCCGCUGCAGCGAUUCCUGCCAUUUUCAGUAAAUAUUCUCGGAGAAACAGAAAGGUUGGGUGUUUUCAGAAAAUCUGACGUUUGUAGUUUGUUCUCUGUUCUUCUGUGGUUUGGAAAAUGUAAUUUGGGAGAGUUUAGGACAUUGCCUGUGAGCAAGAGAACGGCCGAAAGGCGAAUCUCCGCUGAAUAUCGAAUAUCAAACUAACUUUACUCCGCUCACCCAGCCUUGUCUGAUUCCAAGAAGGAUGAGCCGUAGGUGUCAUUUUACAUCAGAAACUUCCUGAUUUCACAUUUGAUCCCCACUGAUAACAUGAGAUGGCGUCGACUAUCGAUCCAUUGCGACCUCGGAGGAGGCAAAGUCUAUCUCUUCCUCCAUUCAUGCGGCUCCUGCUUCUGGGGAAGAAUGGUCAACAAAACAGAUGUAUGGGAAACUUUAUCCUGCAAAGAGAUGCGUUCAGUACUGAAAUUCCUCCUGACCACAGUUAUGAAGCAGAAAAAGUGGAGGGAAGAGACAUCACACUCAUCAUCACCCCUGACCUGUUUGAUCCUGAACUCUCUAGUGAUGAACUGAAUGAUCGAGUGUCAGAGUGCAUGACUCUGUGUGAUCCUGGACCUCAUGUUAUAGUUCUGGUCCUACAGCGAGACGACUUCACUGAAGCAGACAGAAAACAGCUGAAUUUCAUCUUCCUUUCUUUAUCUGAGGAAGCCCGUAAACACACCAUAGUUCUGACACAUCCCGGCAGCAGUGUGGAUCCAGUUACAGAUGAUGUCUCUAAUGAGAUCAUUGCAGAAUUCAGUAACUGGCAUUUUGACUUUAUAAGUGGAUGCAGUCAGACUGCUGUUGUACAGCUGAUGGAAAAGAGGAUUAAAGAGAAUGGAGGAGGACACCUUAAGAGGGAGGAGUUUGUGAUAGCUCCACUUGCAACGGAAGAGCAACAGCAUCAGCUGCCAACAGUGCAGAGUAAAAAUGAACAAACAGCACGGAAAAAGAAGAAACCAUUAAAGGUAAUUGGGAGUAUGAUUUCAAAAUUGCCUCUUGGUGGUAAACAUGAUGGUGAUGGAGGAAGACUUGGGAGUAUGAUACCGAGAUUCAUUCGUGGUGGUAAACAUGAUGCAGAGGGGUUUCAGAGAUUGAACUUGGUGUUGUGUGGGACUGAUGGAGAACAGAAAGCGUCCAUAUCAGAUCUAAUACUGGGCCAGAGGCAGCGCAGUUCUGAACCCAGUCUGGAGCACAGCUUAACGUGUGUGAUGAGAGCUGGAGAAGUGUCUGGACGCUCAGUUACCCUGGUAGAGAUGCCAGCUCUCUGUAGCACACAAUCAGAGCUAUUAGAGGAGGAUGUGAAGUAUGAAGCUCUUCGCUGUGUCUCUCUCUGUGAUCCUGGAGUCAGUGCUUUCCUCUUCAUCGUUCCUGUUGGUCCCCUCACUGAUGAAGACAAAAGAGAAAUGAAGAAAAUCAAGGAAACUUUCAGCUACAGAGUGAAAGAAAAUUUACUAGUUAUUUUUACCACACAAGAUAUUCAACAGACUGUGACAGAUUUUAUUGAACAUGACACAGAAGUAAGGAACUUUCUUGCUUUGUGUGAUGAUCGAUAUACAAUAGUUGAAACAAAGAUGGGGAAAUCCUCCAAGCAGGCAGGCGAAAAGCUGGUGGAUGAAAUUAUUCAGAAGAUCGAAGCACAGCCCUAUUCUCUUCACAUGUUUAUGAUGGCUCAGGAAGAAAAAGUUAGUCGUGAAGUGAAGGAGGAGUAUGAAGAAAAACUGAGCAAAAAGGAGAAGGAAAUUCAGGAGUUAAAGAUGAAGUUUCAGUCAAAGGAUGAUGAAGCAGAAGAACAGGGUUCCAGCUGUUUAAGGGUGGUGUUGAUUGGAAAGACUGGGAAUGGAAAAAGUACAACAGGAAACACCAUCCUGGGAAAAAAGGAAUUUGCUACUGCAGCCAGUAUGAAUUCUGUGACAAAAGUUUGCCAGAAAGGAGUUGGUGAAGUUCCGGGGAGGAGAGUUGCUGUAGUUGACACUCCAGGGCUCUUUGAUGCCUCACUGUCAAUGGAAGAGGUCCAACAAGAAAUUGUGAAGUGCAUCUCAUUGUCAGCACCUGGACCCCACGCUUUCAUCAUAGUACUGAGUGUGGGAAGAGUCAGCCAAGAUGAUGUGGAAACUUUAGAUAUGAUAAAAAGGCUCUUUGGUCCAAAGGCUGCAAUGUUCAGUAUAGUGCUGUUCACUAGAGGAGAUGACCUGGAAGAUCAGACAAUAAAGGAGUAUGUAGAGAACUGUACCAUCGAGCCAGUCAGGAAGAUGCUGAGAGACUGUGGAGACAGAUUCAUGGCGUUUAAUAACAAAGAAAAAAAGGACCGAGCCCAGGUUUCUGAGCUUCUCACACAGAUUGAAAUGGUGAUAAAUGCAAACACAACAAGUCAAUACUUUACAAACAGUAUGUUUCAAGAGGCAGAAAUGUCCAUCAAAAAGAAAAUUGAGGAAAUUCUGAGAGAGAAAGAGAAAGAGAUUGAAGCUGAAAAAGAGAAACUGAAAACCAAAUACAACCAGGAAAUAGAAGAAAUGAAGAAAAGACUGGAGAAAGAAACUCAAAAGGUUAAUGAAGAAAAACUGCAAAUAGAGAAUCAUUUCAAAGAAAAGAUGGAAGCUCUCAAAAAUGAGUAUAAAGAAAAAGAAGAAAUGGAGAAGAAGAAACAAGAAAUGGAAGACAAUGCAAGGGCAGAAAAAGCAAGAAUGCAAAUGGAAAAAUGGCAAAACAGAAUUAAUGAGCUAGAAAUAGAGAAUAAAAAGCAGAGAUAUGAAUUUGAAAAACAGCUAAGUGAUAAAGAUGCAGACGAUAAAAGGAGGGAAGAGAGAUACAAACAAGAUGAAAAACGUUUGCAAAAUCAGCAAAAGCAAGCCAUGGAUGCACUGAGAAAAAGACAAAGUGAAGACCUUAAACAGAGAGAAUUGGAGGAAGAUAGAAGGAGACAAAAAGAAGAGGAUGAGAGACGUGAUUGGGAGAGGAGAAUAAAAGAGGCAGAACAUGAGAGAACAGAGAUACAAGAGGGCCUUAAGCGUAAAUUGAGGGAAUGGGAAGAAGAGAAGAAAAGGCAGAUAAAGGAACUACAGGAAGAGGAUCGGCUAAGAAAGCAGAAGCAUGCUGAAGAGCUACGAGCUAAACAAGAAGAACAAGAAAGAAUGAGAGAGAAAUUUGAAAGAGACAUGGAAGAAGAAAGACUUCGAAGAGAGGAGGAGAAACGACAGUGGAGAGAAGAAAGUGAGAGAAAAGACAGAGAGUAUGAGAAAAAGAAGCGUACAAUGGAAGCACAGAUGAAAGAACAUUAUGAACAGAUGGAGAAAAUGAGGAGGGAAGAGCAGGAGAGAAGAAAACAAGAGGAUGAAGAAAGAAGAGCUGAAGAAAGAAAACGACUGCAGGAAAGAGAGGAGGACAUUAAGAAACAAUGGCAGGAGGACAUUAAGAAUAAAGAGGCAGAAAGAAUAGCCAGAGAAGAGAGAGACAAAAAGGAACGUGAGGAACUGAAAAAGAAUCAUGAUCAAGAAAUGAAGGACAUGAAGAAUAAAUAUGAAGAUGUUGCCAGGCUGCAGGCUGAGCAGUUCAAUGAGUUCAAUGAAAGUAAAGAAAAACACUUCCAGGGGCUCACUGAGGAGUUUCAGAAACGUUAUGAGCUUUUGGAUAAUCUCUAUAAACUCACAGAGGGUCAAAAAAGUGAGGAAAUCAAGAAACUACGGACAGAAAUCGACAAACUAAAAAAUGAAUCAAGCUGUGCCAUUCAUCCAUGUCGACCUGGAAGGAGACAUGGUCUCUUCUCACCACUACUUAUGUCUUGGAGGUUGAACUUUGUGCUGUGUGGGACUGAUCAAGCACAGAAAGCCUCUAUAUCAGAUCUCAUACUGGGCCAGAGCCAGCGCAGGCCCAAGCCCAGUCUGGAGCCCAGCUUCAUAUGUGUGACGAGACAUGGAGUAGUGUCUGAACGCUCAGUUACCCUGGUGGAGAUGCCGGCUCUUUACAACACUCAAGAGAAUGAUGCAAAGUGUACAGCUCUCCGCUGUGUCUCUGUCUGUGAUUCUGGAGUCAGUGCUUUCCUCUUAAUCAUUUCUCUUGGUCUCCUCACUGAUGAAAACCGAAGAGAAAUUGAAAAAAUCCAGAAAAUCUUCGGCUCCAGAGUCAAAGAUAAUCUAAUAGUUAUUUUUAAAAUGCCCAAUAUGGAACAGGCUGCUUUUAUUAAAGGUGACACAGAACUCUGGAACUUUCUUGCUAUGUGCAAUUAUAGACAUGUAAUUGUGGAAACAGAGAUGGGGAAAUCCUUUGAGAAAGCAGGUGAAGAGCUUCUGGCAGAAAUUACAAAAUUGAUCGAAGCACAGCCCUAUACUCUUCUCAUGUUUGUGAUGGCUCAGGAAGAAAGAGCCUGGUGUGAAGCGAACGCAAAGUAUAAAGAAGAGCUGAGCAAACAUAAGAAGGAAAUUCAGGAGUUAAAGAAGCAGCUAAAAGCACAAGGUAAUGAAGAGGAAGCACAAGUUUCCAGUUGCUUAAGGAUAGUAUUAAUUGGAAAGGCUGGAAAUGGAAAGAGUGCAACAGGAAACACCAUCCUGGGAAGAAAGGAAUUUGCUACUGGAGCCAGUAUGAACUCUGUAACAAAAAUUUGCAAGAAAGGAGUCGGUGAAGUACUGGGAAGGACAGUUGCUGUAGUUGACACUCCAGGUCUCUAUGAUACCUCACUGUCAACGGUAAACAUACAGGAAGAAAUUGUGAAGUGCAUCUUGAUGUCAGCACCUGGACCUCAUGCUUUCAUCAUAGUACUGAGUGUGGGAAGAGUCACCAAAGACGACGUGGAAACUUUAGAUCUGAUCAAAACUAUCUUUGGUCCAAAGGCUGCAAUGUUCAGUAUAGUGCUGUUCACUAGAGGAGAUGACCUGGAAGAUCAGACAAUAAAGGAGUAUGUAGAGACCUGUACCAUCGAGCCAAUCAAGAAACUGCUCAGAGACUGUGGCGACAGAUUCAUAGUAUUUAAUAACAGAGAAAAACAAGACCGCACCCAAGUUUCUGAGCUUCUCACAAUGAUUGAAAUGGUGAAAAACACAAACACAUCAAGUAAGUACUUUACAAACAGCAUGUUCGAAGAGGCAGAACUGUCCAUCACAAAGAAAACUGAGGAAAUCCUCAAAAAGAAAGAGAAAGAGAUUGAAGAUGAAAAGGAGAAACUGAAAAUUAAAUACAACCAGGAAAUGGAAGAGAUAAAGAAAAGACUAGAGGAAGAAAAACAAAAGGCUGAUGAGGAAAAACAGCAACUACAGAGAAAUUUUAGAGACAAGAUGGAAGCUCUCAAAAAAGAGUUUGAGGAAAAAGAUCAAAUGGAGAGAAAGAAACGAGAGAUGGAAGACAAGGCCAGGUCAGACGAAGUAAAUAUGCAAAUGCAGCAAUGGCAAAGCCGAAUAACUGAGUUAGAAAUAGAAAAUAAAAAGCAAAAAGAUGAAUUUGAAAAACAGCUAAGUGAAAGAGAUGAGGAGGAUAAAAAGAGAGAAGAGAAAUACAAACAAGAUAAAGAACAUUUUCAGAAUCUGCAAAAGCAAGCCAUGGAGGAACUAAGAAAAAGUCAAGAUGAAGAAUUUAAACAGAGAGGCGUGGAGGAGGAUAGAAGGAGACAAAAGGAAGAGGACGAGAGAAGUGAUUGGGAGAGGAGAAUAAAAGAGGCAGAACAUGAGAAGACAGAGAUACAAGAGGACCUUAAGCGUAAACUGAUGGAAUGGGAAGAAGAGAAGAAAAGGCAGAUAAAGGAACUACAGGAAGAGGAUCUGCAGAGAAAGCAGAAGCAUGCUGAAGAGCUACGAGCUAAACAAGAAGAACAAGAAAGAAUGAGAGAGACAUUUGAAAGAGACAUGGAAGAAGAAAGACUUCGGAGAGAGGAGGAGAAACGACAGUGGAGAGAAGAAAGUGAGAGAAAAGACAGAGAGUAUGAGGAAAAGAAACGUACAAUGGAAGCACAGAUGAAAGAACAGUAUGAGCAGAUGGAGAAAAGAAGGAUGGAAGAGCAGGAGAGAAGAAAACAAGAGGACGAAGAGAGAAGAGCUGAAGAAAGAAAACGACUGCAGGAAAGAGAGGAGGACAUUAAGAGACAAUGGCAGGAGGACAUUAAGAAAAGAGAGGAAGAAAUCAUGGCUAGAGAAGAGAAAGAGAAGAAGGAAUGGGAGGAACUGAAAAAGAAGCAUGAUCAAGAAAUGAAGGCCAUGAAAAAUAAAUUUGAAGAUAUGGCCAGGCAGCAGGCUGAGCAGUUAAAUGAGUUCAAUGCAAGUAAAGAAAAACACUUCCAGGAGCUCAUGGAGGAGCAACAGAAACGUUAUGAGCUUUUGGAUAAUCUCUAUAAACUCACAGAGGGUAAAAAAAGCGAGGAAAUUAAGAAACUAAGAGCAGAACUUGACAAAAUAAAGAAGAAAUCAAAUUGUACUAUUAGUUGAGCAGUCAUAGCAGUUGUAACGAAUGAUGCUGUAGUGAAAUGAUGCUGCAGAAAAACUAUUUUAUUCAUAUGAUGAAUAACAUGCAUGUAUUAGGCAAGGAUCCAUUUGAGGAUGGGUAACUGUUUUUGUGUGUAUUAAAUAUAUAUUCUUCUACAUAUAAAGUACAGGCCAAGAGUUUGGACACACCUUCUCUUUUUCAAUGCGUUUUCUUCAGACAUUUUCCUGACUAUUUACAUUGUAGAUUCUCACUGAAGGCAUCAAAACUAUGAACGAACAAAUGGAGUUUUAUGUACUUAACAAAAAAUAGUGAAAUAACUGAAAACAUGUUUUAUAUUCUAGUUUCUUCAAAAUAGCCACCCUGUGCUCUGAUUACGGCUUUGCUCACUCUUGUCAUCAUUCAAACUGAAUCAAAAAUUGAAUCCAGUAGAUUUGGUAAAUCAGUGGUACUCAGCCCUACUUAUCACAGUCUGCUGCAUCUGUAGCAGCAUAUCUCAUAAGUAGGCUUGUCACAAUAAGAAACUUAUUGUGAUAAAUGAUAUUAUUGUUGUUUUAAGACAAAUGCCACUGUCAUAAUGGUAAUAUUAUAGCAUAACAAAGACAUUAUAUCCUUUUAAAGAAAACACAAUUUAAUUAUCAUAGUUUGGGAAAUAUAUACUAUUUCCUUUAACUACUGUAGUCACUGCACACUGUGUAUAUGGAGUUGAAGCAUUGGUCUGGUGCUGUAUGACUAAUUAAAAUACUUGUUACUGCUACAUAUAUGAAUGUGAACAAAACAUACAAAUAAACACAACAGAUGAUAUCACAAUUAUCUAAUAUUUUUUAUGUCAUAUCCGCUUAUUGUACGAUAAGUCGAUAAUGUAAUUAUAGUGUUAGGCCUACUUAUUGGUAUAUAUAUGCAGGCUGUGUUUUUACUGUGUGUGUAUGUUCCUUCUUUUCUUAUUUAAUUUGUAAAUUUUGUAAUGCUUAAGCAGGAUGAUUUAAUGUUCGCAGUUAAAUUAAGCAUUGCUUUGGGAUGAUUACCAUU